AUGCCCUUCCUCACCCCCAACUCACUCGCCUCCCUCCUCGAAUCGGCCUUGUCGACUCACUCCUCCAUCACCGGCCGAGCCGUCCAUGCCCACAUCAUCAAAACCCUCUUGACCCCCUUCCCUUCCUUCCUCUCCAACCACCUCGUCAACAUGUACUCCAAACUCGACCUACCCAACUCAGCCCAACUCGUCCUCUCACUCACCCCCAACCCCUCCGUCGUCACCUGGACUUCCCUCAUCUCCGGCGCCGCCCAGAACGGCCACUUCUCCCCCGCCCUCCUCCACUUCUCUAACAUGCGCCGCCAGGGCGUACAACCCAAUGACUUCACCUUCCCUUGUUCUUUCAAGGCCUCUGCUUCGCUUCAAUCGCCGAUCACCGGAAAACAACUCCAUGGGUUAGCGGUUAAACUCGGCCAAAUCCACGAUAUCUUUGUUGGCUGUAGUGUGUUUGAUAUGUAUUGUAAAACGGGUCUUAGAGAGAAUGCUUGUAAGGUGUUUGAUGAAAUGCCUGAGAGAAAUGUUGUGAUUUGGAAUGCGUAUAUUUCGAACUCGGUGCUUGACGGGCAGCCGAAGGGUGCUGUUUCGGCGUUUAUUGAGUUUCGGCGUGUUGGUGGGGAGCCUAAUUCGAUUACUUUUUGUGGGUUUCUCAAUGCGUGCUCGGACACUUUGGAUUUGAAGCUGGGGCGGCAGUUACACGGGUUUGUGAUUCGAUAUGGAUACGAGGCAGAUGUCUCGGUUGCAAAUGGCAUGAUUGAUUUUUAUGGGAAAUGUCGAGAGAUUACUUCCUCUGAGUCGAUUUUUGCUGGGAUUCAUUAUCGUAAUGAUGUUUCGUGGUGUUCGAUGGUGGCUGCAUAUGAGCAGAAUCAUGAGCAAGAGAGGGCCUGUUUGGUGUUCUUGCGAGCAAGGAAAGAAAGCGUUGAGCCAACGGAUUUUAUGGUUUCUAGCGUUCUGAGUGCUUGUGCUGAGCUUGCAGGCCUUGAAUUGGGCAGGUCACUGCACGCACUUGCUGUGAAGGCGUGCAUUGAAAAGAAUGUGUUUGUGGCUAGUGCACUUGUUGACAUGUAUGGAAAAUGUGGAAGUAUAGAGGAUUGUGAGAGAGCAUUUCAUGAGACGCCCGAGAGGAAUUUGGUUACUUGGAAUGCACUGCUUGGUGGGUAUGCUCACCAUGGGCAUGCUGACUUGGCACUUGAGUUGUUCCGAGAAAUGACAUGUGAGGUGGUACCUAAUUAUGUGACACUCGUAUGCAUAUUAUCAACAUGUAGUAGAGCUGGGGAAGUGAAAGUGGGAAUGGAGAUUUUUGAGUCGAUGAGAGGGAGGUAUGGGAUUGAACCAGGGGUCGAGCAUUAUGCUUGUGUCGUGGACAUGCUUGCACGAGCAGGGAAGGUAGAGAAAGCAUAUGAGUUUAUAAAGGGAAUGCCUAUUCAUCCUACUGUUUCAGUUUGGGGGGCGCUUCUUGGGGCUUGUAGAGUUUACGGGAAGCCAGAAUUGGGGAUGGUUGCAGCUGAAAAUUUAUUUGAACUUGAUCCACAAGACUCUGGCAACCAUGUACUGCUUUCAAAUAUGUUUGCAGCUGCUGGCAGGUGGGAAGAAGCGAACCUUGUGAGAAAGGAGAUGAAGGAUGUUGGCAUCAAGAAAGGCGCGGGAUGCAGUUGGAUCUCUGUGAAAAAUGCAGUCCACGUGUUCCAAGCAAAAGACACCUUUCAUGAAAGAAACUCUGAGAUUCAAGCAAUGCUAGCUAAGCUUAAGAGCGAGAUGAAAGCAGCCGGAUACAUACCCGACACCAAAUUAGCUUUGUAUGAUUUAGAAGAAGAAGAGAAGGAAACAGAAGUUUGGUACCAUAGUGAGAAGAUUGCCCUUGCCUUCGGACUAAUUUCCAUCCCUCCCGGAGUCCCUAUUAGGAUUACAAAAAAUCUUAGGGUUUGUGUAGAUUGUCAUAGUGCAAUUAAGUUCAUCUCUGGCAUUGUUGGCAGAGAAAUUAUUGUGAGGGAUAACAACCGGUUUCAUCGGUUUAGGGAGAAUAAAUGUUCUUGUGGAGAUUAUUGGUGAUUAUUUGAAAAUCUUUCGCUUCUUUCACA
Molecule: messenger RNA, 2075 nt
Organism: Camellia sinensis
Lineage: Eukaryota; Viridiplantae; Streptophyta; Magnoliopsida; Ericales; Theaceae
Gene: LOI1
Product: Pentatricopeptide repeat (PPR) superfamily protein
Biological process (GO): RNA modification
Molecular function (GO): protein binding; RNA binding; zinc ion binding
Source: RefSeq, a predicted model, not a curated record